UUUCCCCCAAGGCCGGUUACUGUGCGGGAUUUGAGAGGUAUCGUGCACGACUGGAGUCAAGCGACCAGUGCUCGGGAGGUAUACGAGAAGCCCUGUAAUGUAUGUGGGUUGUUAACGCCGGAGUCUGUUUUACAUAGGGCUCGUCCUACCGAGAUCGAUUUAAGUCCUCUUCUGCGUCCUGGUUGCGGGGUGAGUCGAAAAGAACGGAGGUCGGUGCAAGAUCCUGUUGCAGAGAUGGCAGGUCCUAUACUUCACGGUGGGGUUGACGCGAACGGAUAUCUAUGUGUAUGCGAAGACUGUUUGGCCGCGCUGCAAAAUGGGCGGUUACCGAGGCUGUCCUUGGCUAACGGCCUGUGGGUAGGCGACGUGCCUGAGGAAUUAAGGCGUUUGAAUUUCAUCGAAAAGCUGCUGGUCGCGGUGGAAAGGCAUAAUGUCUGCGUAGCAAAGGUGACAAAGGGUCAGUACAAGAUGACUGCUAACGCUGUGGUGUAUGCGCAGCCGGUGGGUAAAAUGUACGACAUCCUUCCGCCGUCCCCCGAUGAACUGGCGGAGUUUUUGGCAAUAAUAUUUGUGGGACCUUGCAAGCCGAUGCCUGCGGACUUGAAGCGCACGCCGUUUAUCGUAAGGCGGAGCGUGGUUCUCAAUGCCUUGAGGUGGUUGAUCUUAAACCAUUGCGACUACGCGGAAGUGUCAGUCUCGUACGAGAACCUCGCGCGGUAUACAGAUGAUGAACCGCCUGUAUGCGUUGUAUACCGCGCAGGUGAAGGCGAUUUGCCUUCCGAAUCGCAACCAGGAUACGGUGGUCGGGAUAACGAGGGUUUGGUUGAGGGAGAGUGCUCGUUUACCGUGCAAGGUUUGACUGAAACGGAGUACGUAGAGAUG
Messenger RNA from Trametes versicolor FP-101664 SS1, 882 nucleotides. RefSeq lists its product as uncharacterized. Lineage: Eukaryota; Fungi; Basidiomycota; Agaricomycetes; Polyporales; Polyporaceae. The record is from RefSeq and is a predicted model, not a curated record. The annotation marks the transcript as partial. The transcript has a single exon.